AUGAAACGACGACACCUGCUCAAAGGCGGCAUCGCCCUACCCUUUACCCCGCUGGCACUCUCCGCCUGCUCUGGCGGCAGCGGCGCAGACAAUAUGUAUCUGCAGAAUAACUUUGCCGGGGUCGCGGAUGAAACCACUGCGACAAGUCUGCAGGUCACUGGCUCCAUCCCGGCAGAUCUCAGCGGUCGCUUUCUACGUAAUGGACCUAAUCCUGGCGCUGACGUUGAUGCUGGCUCGUACCAUUGGUUCACCGGCCGCGGCAUGGUCCAUGGCCUGCGCCUGAACGAAGGCAGAGCCGAGUGGUACCACAGCCGUUUUGUGGGUGGCAGCGCCGCCAACACUAACGUCAUUGGUCACGCUGGUCGCACCCUGGCCAUAGUUGAAUCUGGCGGCUUACCUCAGGAUAUGAGCUACACCCUGGAUUCCCUGGGCGACAACACGUCUAUCGGUACUGGCUAUACCGCGCACCCUAAACUCGACCCGGAUACCGGCGAAUUACAUGCCAUUUGUUACGACUGGGCAUCAUUACGCGAUCACGUGCGUUAUGUUGUGGUGGACGCUGAGGGUGAAUGGGCGGACGAAACAGAGAUUCCGUUAAGUGGCAUGCCAAUGAUUCACGACAUGAGCCUCACGGCGAAUUAUGUGGUGAUCUACGACCUACCCGUUACCUUGAGUUUCAUGGCCCUGGGCACCGGCGCGUCCUUCCCCUUCCGCUGGGAUGACGAACAUGAACCCCGCAUCGGCCUGAUGCCACGCAACGGCGAUGCCAGUGACAUCAUCUGGUCGCCCAUAACCGCUAACUACGCUUAUCACCCGAUGAAUGCAUACGAAGAUGCAGCCGGUAACGUCGUCAUAGAUAUUUGUCGCUACGACAAAAUGUUCGACAACGAUAUAAACGGACCGUUUGGAGACAGCCUGCCGCGCCUGGACCGCUGGACGGUCAACCCGAACACCCGCAAAGUGAGCGAAACCGUUGUGGAUGCGCGCACCCAGGAAUUCCCCCGUAUUCAUCCCGCAUUAAACGGUAAGCCUUAUCAAUACGGUUACACCGUCGCGGUGGCCGGAGGUGCAGGCAAAUAUGGAUUCCCAUCCAUCUUAAAACACGAUAUGCGUUCGGGUACUUCCACUGAAUUCACCAUGGGUGCAGGCAGACAAAGUGCAGAACCCGUAUUUGUUCCUCGGCAAGGGGCAACAGAUGAAGAUGACGGCUACCUGAUGACCUAUGUUUUUGAUGCCAACAAAAAUACCAGUGACCUGCUUAUUCUGGAUGCCCAGGACUUGUCCCGCCCAGCCCUUGCGCAGGUUCAUCUGCCCAGUCGUGUACCGUAUGGGUUCCAUGGUAACUGGGUGGCUGAUACAACGGUCGCGCCCACCAGCUGA
Messenger RNA from Symbiodinium necroappetens, 1380 nucleotides. The record is from the annotation of a GenBank genome assembly. Lineage: Eukaryota; Dinophyceae; Suessiales; Symbiodiniaceae.